Messenger RNA from Oldenlandia corymbosa var. corymbosa, 2444 nucleotides. Lineage: Eukaryota; Viridiplantae; Streptophyta; Magnoliopsida; Gentianales; Rubiaceae. The record is from the annotation of a GenBank genome assembly.
GUGGACUAGGCUUGGUGGGGUUCUAUAUCAUUCUAGAACAAAAUUCUUUUUUAUAAAAACUACUACUACUCGAGUACAGCCACUUUCUUCGGUCCAUGUCCCCGCCACAACAAAUUCUCCAAAUUUGAUCUUUUUAAUUUUAUCGAUCGUAUAAAAACAGUCCAAAACACGUCUCUACAAAAGAAAGAGAGAAAUUAAGAAAGAAAGAAAGAAGAGAGAAAUUCACUUCCUUCAACUUGUUCCGUUAAUCAAAAUCCUUCCGGUGUGUUUUGCCUCUUCUUUCUUGAGAGAUAAAGUUAUGGUCGUUUACUAUGUUUGGUGGAUUAUUGGCGAAGGAGGAGAAGAUCAGAGUAAUGGAAACUAAUUUCACCUUAUUCAUGCGAUCCAACCACGAUCUUGUUCAUUCUGGUGUUUUUCUCUCUGGGUUUUACUGCUGGGAUUGGGAAUUCCUCACCGCCCUUCUUCUCUUUAGUUGUUAAAUUUUCCGAUUUCUCCUCUCAUUUUUUCGUUUUUUCUUUUUGCCUCCCCUUAACUCAGUAAUUAACGAUUUACUCAAAUACAAUUUAACCGAAUUUUAUCAAUCAAUUAGUAGUUUCUUUUUAUUAGUAUCAUUUCUUCGGGUGUUUUUGGUCUCGGCAGCCGGGUUUUGGUGAAUUAAGGGUAGCGGCCGGGGCGGCGAAACGUAGAGAGAGAGAGAGAUGACGCAGAGGACGGUUCCGGCACCGUUUCUGACGAAGACGUAUCAGUUGGUGGAUGAUCCGGGGAGCGACGAUAUAAUAUCGUGGAAUGAAAGCGGUACGACUUUCGUGGUUUGGAAAACCGCGGAGUUUGCUAAGGACUUGCUGCCUAACUAUUUCAAGCACAAUAACUUCUCCAGCUUCGUUCGGCAGCUCAACACCUAUGGCUUCCGCAAAAUUGUUCCAGACAAAUGGGAAUUUGCCAACGAAAAUUUCAAGCGAGGGCACAAAGAGCUCCUCACAGAGAUCCGACGCAGGAAAACCAUUGCAACGGCCGCAAAUGGAAUGUCCAACGCUGCUGCCAAUCCCAGCUCCACCGAGAACUCCGGUGACGACCAGGGCUCCAGCUCAACAUCCUCCCCAGACUCGAAGAACCCAGGGUCGGUCGACACCCCUUCCGCGGAGCAGUUCGCGGACUUGUCCGGCGAGAACGAGAAGCUGAAAAAGGACAAUCAGAUGUUGAGUUCGGAGCUGGCACAGACCAAGAAACAGUGCGAUGAUCUCAUUGCAUUUCUGACCAAGUAUCUGAAAGUUGAACCGGACCAAAUCAACAGCAUCAUGACCCAACAAGGCAUAAAUUCCGGGUCUAGCCAGGGUGCGAUGGUCAGUACUGACGUCGGCUUAAACAGCCUUAUGGAUAAAGAUAACAAUACUAGUUAUGACGAUGAUGAUGACGAAAAUGAGAAUGGGAAGAGUUUGAAGUUGUUCGGGGUGACGUUAUCAAAAGGGAAGAACAAAAAGCGGGGUCGCGAGGAUGAGACUUUUGGUGAUGAUGGACAAAAGAAGGGAAUCAAGACCGUUGACUUUUGUGCUGCCCCAGUCUGGUUGAAACCCGCUUCCUAUUCCGGUGAAAGCAGCAAGGUUUGUAACUGAACCGGUUUUUUGUUGCUUUUUUCGGCUUCGACAAAGUUGAGGUCGAAGUCGAAGCUAUCAAAAACUGCGUUAACGAGACAAUGUAUCUUAGUAUAAGUAUAGGGUGAUAUGGUAAUAUAGAAGAACGCCGUUAGAUCCCCGUUAGUCCGCAAUCUUUAGAUUAGAUUGCGAGUUCAGACAUUAGAAUAAUGGGAUUUGGAGUAUUCAUAUUUGUUGUUGCGAACAAAUUUGUAAGAUUAUAACUUUGUUUAAGGAGGAGCUUGGAUCAGAGGCAAAAUGCCGUCUCCAGCUCGAGUCAUAAUAGAUGGAUGCUUAUAUAUUUGAGAAAUUAUUACAGUAGUAAUUAAUUACAUUUGGCCAACUUUAAGAUGUAGAGUACGUAUGGACAACAAUAAUCGUAGCAACAAUUUGUAGGGAUGGAUGUAAACAAAUAUUGUUAUCAAAGGUAAGCAAACCCAAGGUCCGGCUAUUAUUGGAUGGGUUAUACCAGGUAAACACGGGGUAAUGUACAAUGGAAAUAUGGAAUAUUUUCUCAUAUUUUCUGUUGAUUUAGAGGAUUGUUUGGAUUACUGGAUUUGUCCUAAGGUUUUGUUGAAUUUUUGUUGUCGGUUGAUGGAGGCCGAGGAUAAGAAAUUGGAUGCGAACGUUUAAAAUAUUGAAUUUCCUUUUGCAUAAUGUAAUGAGGUUUAAGGGAAGUAACCAAGUAGAGAGAAUUAAAAAUGUGGUAGUUUUUACUAAUUUCGUGUUUGGACAAAUCGUAAACCUUAAUCCGUGAUGAAACCAAACAUUUCCACAUCGGUUAUGGAUAUGAUUAUGUGCUUCGUGUUUAUUGAU